UUAGAAGGCCGGCACACUCCAGAUGAUGGAAGAUGUGGAUAUUGAGCCCUCUGUUGGAAGACUGGGUAGUCAUCGGAAGACCUGUAGAUGUUGGAAGACGUGGAGAUGCAGGAAGACACGGACAUGCUGGAAGAUGAGAUGCUGGAAGACGAGCAGAUGCUGGAAGCCCUGGAGAUGCUGGAAGAUCUGGAGUUGUAGGAAGACAUGGAUUUGUUGGAAGACGUGGCUUAGUCGGAAGACAUGAAUUUUCUGGAAGACAUGGCUUUGAUGGAAGACAUGGAUUUUCUGGAAGACGUAGUUUUGUUGGAAGACGUGGGUAGGCUGGAAGACAUAGAUUUGCUGGAAGACGUGGCUUUGCUGGAAGACGUGGAUUUCCUGGAAGAGGAAGACAUGGAUUUUCCGGAAGCCACAGAUUUGAUGGAAGACCUGGAUUUUCUGGAAGACAUAAAUUUUCUGGAAGACGUGGAUAGUCUGGAAGACCUGGAGGUCUUGGAAGACGUAGAUUUUCUGGAAGACAUAAAUUUUCUGGAAGAUGUGGAUAGUCUGGAAGACCUGAGGUCACUGGAAGAUGUGGAUUUUCUGGAAGACGUAACUUUUUUGGAAGACAUGGAUUUUCAGGAAGACCCGAGUUGUCCGGAAGACCUGGAUUGUUGUUGGAAGAUGUGGAUUUGCUGGAAGACCUGGAAGUGGUUGGAAGACAUGGCUCCUCUGGAAGACCUGGAUUGUGUGGAAGACAUGGAUUUUCUGGAAGACGUGGAUCUCCAGGGAGACCUGGGUUACUGGAAGACUCGAAUUUUCUGGAAGACGUGGCUUUAUUGGAAGACCUGGAUUUGGUGGAAGACACAGAUAUUGUCUGGAAGACGUGGACUGACUGGAAGACUGGAUUUGGUGGAAGACAUGGAUUUUCCUGGAAGACCUGGAUGUUUUGGGAAGACACAAAUUGACUGGAAGACCUGGAUUUCUCUGGAAAACAUGGAUUGA
Molecule: messenger RNA, 981 nt
Organism: Trichechus manatus latirostris (Florida manatee)
Lineage: Eukaryota; Metazoa; Chordata; Mammalia; Sirenia; Trichechidae
Gene: CDR1
Product: cerebellar degeneration related 1
Source: RefSeq, a predicted model, not a curated record